AGGCGGGUCCCCGCCGCUGCCGCCGUGUCCGCGCCCACGGGCGCCGCGGGACAGGAGCCAGUCGCCGCCGCUGCACCCGGGUAUCAGACCAGGGUUUGUUCUGCGCUGCCGGAGCUGUCCUCCCUGCCUGCCGGGAAAAAUGUCAGACGGUUUCUCUUUAAACGACGCCUUGGCCACCAACAACAACCCGACCCCCUCUGCACCCCCACCCCAGGGCUGGCCCUCCUGGGGGAACCAGCCACCAGCUCCUGGGACAUUCCCGGCAUACCCCGGCCCUCCAGGGUCCUAUCCUGGUGCACCAGCAGCAUAUCCCGGAGCACCAGGGGCAUAUCCCGGAGCACCAGGACAGGGACCAUAUCCCGGAGCACCUGGAGCAUUCCCUGGAGCACCAGCAGGACCAGGGUCGUAUCCUGCCCCAGGACAACCAUCCAGUGGCCCUGGAUUUGGGCCCCCUCCUCCGCAGGGGGGACCAGCUCCUCCAAUGAAAGUCCCCUUCGACCUGCCCCUGCAGGCAGGACUCAUGCCUCGGAUGCUCAUAACCAUCAUGGGAACAGUCAACCCCAACCCAAACAGGUUUUCACUGGAUUUCAAGAAGGGGAAUGACAUUGCCUUCCACUUCAAUCCGCGCUUCAAUGAAGACAACAAAAAAGUCAUCGUCUGCAAUUCGAUGUUCCAGAAUAACUGGGGAAAGGAGGAGAGGACAGCUCCCAGGUUUCCAUUUGAAGCUGGAAAACCCUUCCAGCUCCAGAUCCUCUGCGAGGUGGAUCACUUCAAGGUAGCGGUUGACGGUGCCCACUUGCUGCAGUACAACUUCCGUGAGAAGCAGCUGAAUGCAAUCAACAAACUCUGCAUCAACGGGGACAUCACCCUCACCAGUGUCAUGCCAACCAUGAUAUAAUUAGGGUGGUGGAAUUUUAGUGCAAACUUAGUGGUCUUAAUAUGGCUGUAACAGAAGUGCCUUCUUACACGAAUACUUCUAGGUAAUAAAACAUACUUUCAC
Molecule: messenger RNA, 1000 nt
Organism: Falco peregrinus (peregrine falcon)
Lineage: Eukaryota; Metazoa; Chordata; Aves; Falconiformes; Falconidae
Gene: LGALS3
Product: galectin 3
Exons: 7
Coding region: 140-898 (252 amino acids)
Biological process (GO): negative regulation of endocytosis; negative regulation of extrinsic apoptotic signaling pathway; eosinophil chemotaxis
Cellular component (GO): nucleus; immunological synapse
Molecular function (GO): IgE binding; carbohydrate binding; laminin binding
Source: RefSeq, a predicted model, not a curated record